Messenger RNA from Vitis riparia (riverbank grape), 3604 nucleotides. RefSeq names its product probable LRR receptor-like serine/threonine-protein kinase At1g34110. The transcript has 2 exons. Gene Ontology annotation, molecular function: receptor serine/threonine kinase binding; protein kinase activity; ATP binding. Gene Ontology annotation, biological process: protein phosphorylation. Lineage: Eukaryota; Viridiplantae; Streptophyta; Magnoliopsida; Vitales; Vitaceae. The record is from RefSeq and is a predicted model, not a curated record. The coding region runs from base 159 to 3407 and encodes 1082 amino acids.
AACUCAAGCAUCCCCACCUCCACAAAACCCUCCCUCACAUGCAUGUUGUCUCCUAGAGUGGACUUUCAGCGCCACCACCACCGAUAGCAGAGCCGCUAAUAGGACCACCAGUUCUGAUUCUUCAAACCCAUUUGCUAUCUUUGUCACAGAGCCCAAAAAUGGAGAAAAAAGCCUGUUUUCUUACAUCCUCUCCACUGUUCUUCUUGUUCUUCCUUUGGGCAACCAUGGCUCAAACCCUGGUCACCUCUCUGUCUCCUGAUGGGCAGGCUCUUCUCUCUCUUCUUGCUGCUGCAGACCCUUCUUCAAAGUCAUCAUCGGCUGUGCUCUCCUCAUGGAACCCAUCAAGCUCGACCCCAUGUGCAUGGCAAGGCAUUACAUGCUCUCCACAAGACAGGGUUAUCUCACUCUCUCUACCCAACACAUUCCUCAACCUCUCUUCAUUGCCAUCUCAACUGUCGUCUCUCUCAUUUCUGCAACUCCUCAACCUCUCCUCCACCAAUGUCUCUGGUACAAUUCCUCCUUCCUUUGGCCUACUCUCUCAUCUUCGCCUGCUAGACCUCUCCUCUAACUCUCUUUCUGGUCCAAUUCCUCCACAACUGGGAGGGCUCUCAUCGCUUGAGUUUCUCUUCUUGAACUCCAAUAGAUUGUCUGGUAGCAUACCUCAGCAGCUUGCUAACCUAUCUUCAUUGCAAAUCCUUUGUCUCCAAGACAAUCUUCUCAAUGGGUCCAUACCGUUCCAAUUAGGCUCUUUGGUGUCUCUCCAACAGUUUCGAAUUGGGGGCAACCCUUAUCUGACUGGAGAGAUUCCACCCCAGUUAGGAUUACUUACUAAUCUCACCACGUUUGGUGCGGCAGCCACUGGACUUUCCGGUGUGAUACCGCCUACAUUUGGGAACCUAAUCAAUCUCCAGACUUUGGCCCUUUAUGAUACUGAGGUAUUCGGGUCAGUUCCACCUGAACUUGGGCUGUGUUCAGAGCUCAGGAACUUGUACCUGCAUAUGAACAAGCUUACUGGUUCGAUCCCUCCUCAGCUGGGCAGGUUGCAGAAGCUUACUAGUUUGCUUCUGUGGGGUAAUUCACUCACAGGACCCAUCCCACCUGACCUUUCCAAUUGUUCAUCGCUUGUUAUCCUUGACGCCUCUGCAAAUGAACUUUCCGGGGAAAUCCCUGGAGACUUGGGGAAACUAGUGGUUCUUGAGCAGCUUCAUCUGUCGGACAAUUCGCUCACUGGUUUGAUUCCAUGGCAGUUGAGCAACUGUACAAGUCUUACCGCUCUUCAGCUUGAUAAGAACCAACUAUCUGGCCCAAUUCCAUGGCAGGUUGGCUACUUGAAAUAUCUGCAGAGUUUCUUCUUGUGGGGUAAUUUGGUGUCUGGAACCAUACCAUCCUCUUUUGGGAACUGUACUGAGCUCUAUGCACUUGACCUUUCGAGGAACAAGCUCACUGGGUCAAUCCCGGAAGAGAUUUUCGGUUUGAAGAAGCUAAGCAAGCUUCUGCUCCUUGGGAAUUCAUUAUCAGGACGACUGCCACGAAGUGUUUCGAAUUGUCAGUCCUUAGUGAGAUUGAGGCUUGGGGAAAACCAGCUUUCAGGCCAGAUUCCCAAGGAGAUAGGCCAAUUGCAGAACCUCGUCUUUCUUGACUUGUACAUGAACCAUUUCUCUGGUCGCCUCCCUCAUGAGAUUGCCAACAUCACAGUUCUUGAGUUGCUGGAUGUGCACAAUAAUUACAUAACUGGGGAAAUUCCCUCCCAACUAGGGGAGCUGGUGAAUUUGGAGCAGCUUGAUCUCAGUCGAAACAGCUUCACAGGCGGAAUUCCAUGGAGUUUUGGGAACUUCAGUUACUUGAACAAGCUCAUCCUCAACAACAAUCUACUAACUGGGUCCAUCCCCAAAUCCAUCCGGAACUUGCAGAAGCUAACCCUGCUUGAUUUGAGCUUCAACAGCCUCUCUGGUCCAAUUCCACCUGAAAUUGGCUACAUUACAAGUUUAACCAUCAGUUUGGAUUUGGGCUCCAACGGGUUUACAGGAGAACUCCCUGAGACAAUGUCCGGUUUGACGCAGCUGCAAUCGCUUGAUCUUUCUCAGAAUAUGCUUUAUGGAAAGAUUGGAGUUUUGGGGUUGCUUACAAGUCUAACUUCCCUCAAUAUCUCCUACAACAACUUCUCAGGUCCUAUCCCUGUAACAACAUUCUUCAGAACUCUAUCUUCAACCUCAUACCUUGAGAAUCCUAGGCUUUGUCAGUCAGUGGACGGGUAUACUUGUUCUUCAGGUCUGGCUCGAAGAAAUGGGAUGAAAUCAGCUAAAACUGCAGCUUUGAUCUGUGUUAUUCUUGCUUCUGUGAUCAUGUCAGUUAUUGCAUCAUGGAUUCUAGUAACAAGGAAUCACAAGUAUAUGGUAGAGAAGUCCUCAGGCACAUCAGCUUCCUCAUCAGGGGCUGAAGAUUUCUCAUAUCCUUGGACAUUCAUUCCAUUUCAAAAGCUAAAUUUCACAAUUGACAACAUCCUGGAUUGCCUGAAAGAUGAAAAUGUGAUUGGAAAAGGGUGUUCUGGGGUGGUGUACAAGGCAGAAAUGCCCAAUGGGGAGUUGAUUGCAGUGAAAAAGCUUUGGAAAACGAUGAAGGAUGGAGACCCAGUGGACUCUUUUGCCUCAGAAAUUCAAAUUCUUGGACACAUUCGACAUCGGAACAUUGUGAAGCUCCUAGGUUACUGUUCCAACAAGUGUGUUAAGCUCCUUCUCUAUAACUACAUUUCCAAUGGGAAUCUGCAACAGCUGCUGCAGGGGAAUAGGAACUUGGAUUGGGAAAUUAGGUACAAGAUUGCAGUUGGGUCAGCACAAGGUCUUGCUUAUCUUCACCAUGAUUGUUUACCUACAAUACUCCACAGAGAUGUGAAGUGCAAUAACAUACUUCUGGACUCCAAGUAUGAAGCAUAUCUUGCAGAUUUUGGACUGGCAAAGCUGAUGAUCUCUCCAAAUUACCACCAGGCGAUUUCCAGAGUAGCCGGGUCUUAUGGGUAUAUUGCCCCAGAGUAUGGAUACACGAUGAACAUAACAGAAAAGAGCGAUGUUUACAGUUAUGGAGUGGUUUUGCUGGAGAUACUAAGCGGGCGCAGUGCGGUUGAGCCCCAGGCUGGGGGCGGGCUACACAUAGUUGAGUGGGUGAAAAAGAAAAUGGGCAGCUUUGAACCAGCUGCAUCAGUACUUGAUUCAAAGCUCCAAGGAUUACCAGACCAGAUGAUACAAGAGAUGCUUCAAACACUCGGGAUAGCAAUGUUCUGCGUGAACUCUUCGCCAGUGGAACGGCCCACCAUGAAGGAAGUGGUGGCACUGCUGAUGGAGGUGAAGAGCCCACCUGAAGAAUGGGGAAAAACUUCUCAACCUCUGAUAAAAGGGUCUUCAAACCAGAGCUGAAUAUUCUUUCCUUUUCCUUUUUUUAAGGUUAUCAGUAAUUAAUUUUAUCAGUAAUUAAUUUCCCUGUCUACUCUGGGAAAUGAGAGGAGGAAGCUUUAGGUGGCAUCAUUGUUGGCUUUGGCUCGUCAUAUUGGGUUCUAUGUACAGUUUUAGAAACAUCAAUGGGUUUAUUUGCCUCUUGCUUUGUUUUUCUUUUC